AUGUCCAGCGACAGACGGCGCCCCGUUCUUCAAUACGGCCGAGCUUGCCAGGGUUGUGUCUUGACAAAGUGUCGCUGCGUCCCGCGACAAGACCACGAUGGCUGCGAACGAUGCUACAAGUACAGCAAGGACUGCGUGCCGAGCGACUCGCCGCGCCGUCGUGCCGGUGAGCGAAACGCCUCGCUCGCACGCAUUGUCGAGCUGGAGCAGAGGAUCAAUGGCUUUGUCGAAUCCUUGGAAAAGAACCACGGCAGGACGAAUGCAUCUGGAUUACCCACGCCCGAGACGGCCAGUGCGCCUUUGGUCGUGCCAGACGAUGAUGAUGUCGAGGAGCCACAAACCGCGCCAAGCGACGACGGCGAUGUGGCUUCCGAACUCUGCUACAGCAUAUUUUUGCAGCGCAUGCUCAAGUACUUUCCCGUAGUCAAUGUUCCGUCGAGCCCAGAGGUGCUGCGCCACGAGCGCCCGUUCUUGCUGCUCUGCAUCCGUGCGGUCACGGCACAGUCCACAGCGACGAAGCUUCGCCUAGGCCGGCAGAUUAAGCAAGCCGUUGCCAACCGCCUCGUCAUGGAUGAGAAUAUAGUCUACGAAGAUCUGGAUCUCUUGCAAUGUCUGCUCACGUACAUUGCUUGGAGCCACGACCACCUGCUACGCGGUGGCAGCACUCCCAAUGUCUCGCGCCUCACGCAGCUCGCGGUGACGCUCGUAUAUGAGAUGGGGCUUAGCAAGCGGGACAGUGUAUCAGAAACAAACACCCUUCCUGUGGGACAUAUCCCGGGGAAACGGGUGCUGCCGCGGCGUACUUGGCCGCACACGAUGGAGGAGAAGCGGACCCUGGUGGGAUGCUUCCUCCUGACUUCUGUGGUGUCUGUGUAUUUUGGGCAAAUAGACCCUCUGCCUCUGACAGAGUACAUGCGAUCCUGCAUCUCGGCCAUGAGUAGCAGCGACGAUUCGCCGCACGACCAAGCUCUAGCGCACAUGGCACAUUUGCAUUCUCUCGUGAAUGACGUGGAAGUCCUCCGACGAGGAAACCCCUCCUCCGUCCCGGUAUACGAUAAGCUCUUCCAGUACCGAGUUGAUGAGUUGAGACGCACGCAGCCCGUCAAUGACGAGAGCAAUGGUGUGCUAUCAUCGUCAAUGUACUUUGCCCAGCUCAACGUCCAAACCUUGGCCCUGGCCGGCGGCGACAACGACGACAACGACAGCGUGCAGCGAGUGGCGCAGCGAUGGGCCUGCGUCGACAACGUCAAGCGUGCACUGGACAGCUUCUUCCUCUCCGUGCCUGCCGAGGACUACGACAGCCUGCCCUUUCCCUACUUUGCCCAGCUGGCCGGUUUUCUCGCCGUUUUGAUCCGGCUGACGACCCUCACGGCCGUCGGGUGGGACGUGCCGACGGUGCGCGCGACCAUUGAUGUCGUGCAGGUCCUGGACCGCAUCAUCGACAACAUUGACAGGGCCCGGAUGCUGCUAGACAGCAGCGGCGGCGCGGGUGAUGUUGGUUUCCUAGAGAGAAAGGGCAUCAUCUUUGCCUCGUGCAGAAUGGCGUGCAUGGCCAAGAUGGCAGAGGCUGAAGGGCGCGGAUCGCCUGGGGCUGAGCACACUGUCGAUGGUAUGCUGGGGGGUCAUUCUGCGGAUACAUGGUUUAGGGACGUGUUUGGGUAUGGUAUGCUGGGAGUCACGAGUAUUACGAUGUGA
Messenger RNA from Akanthomyces muscarius, 1695 nucleotides. RefSeq lists its product as uncharacterized. The transcript has 4 exons. Gene Ontology annotation, cellular component: nucleus. NCBI's taxonomy places the organism in Eukaryota, Fungi, Ascomycota, Sordariomycetes, Hypocreales, Cordycipitaceae. Gene Ontology annotation, molecular function: transcription cis-regulatory region binding; DNA-binding transcription factor activity, RNA polymerase II-specific; zinc ion binding. Gene Ontology annotation, biological process: regulation of DNA-templated transcription; DNA-templated transcription. Bases 1 to 1695 code for a protein of 564 amino acids. The record is from RefSeq and is a predicted model, not a curated record.